Messenger RNA from Mya arenaria, 1924 nucleotides. RefSeq lists its product as uncharacterized. Lineage: Eukaryota; Metazoa; Mollusca; Bivalvia; Myida; Myidae. The record is from RefSeq and is a predicted model, not a curated record. The coding region runs from base 234 to 776 and encodes 180 amino acids. The transcript has 4 exons.
AAUCAUUGCGAAAACGAAACUAGACUACUUCAAUGAUCAGUAUUUUAUAAUCUCUAUAUGGACACUUUAUUAGUGUGCAGAUUCAAUAACAGGCGAAGCGCGAGCAGUAUUUACGCUACAGAUCACACAGUUCACGCUUAUAAGUUUGGUUUCAGGAUAUCUGCGUAUAUUCUAGUUUCGAUUAUAAAUAUUUGUGAAUAAGUUUGUUUAUUUAUUUUUUUGAAAAUAUAAACAUGGGGAAAGGAAGAAGUGGAGAAGGGCUGGCAAUCUGUGGAGCAGCGUGUUUUUGUUGCUGUAUCGUGGGUAUCGUCUUUGCGCUGUUUGGACUCGGUAUCGCCAAAAUAGUCAUGGGAGCCAUCCAUCUCCACGACUGUCCUCUACAAGACAAGGUGCCUAUCUGGCUGAUAGUGAGCGGCAUUGCUCCAAUCUUCUUUGGUGGUUCGGCGAGUAAACAAGGGGAGGACGGUGAAGAGAGUCGAAGUACCGUGCGCAGUGUCUGUGGGAUCAUAGGACUGCUCUUCAACCUCGCCUGGCUCAUUUGUGGAUCGUUGUGGGUGUACCCCACAUACGGAACGGUAAACAAAAACGACUUCGUGCCCUGUAUUGGCAACGUUACGACGGGAUGCUCUCAAGACUGCCACAAGCCGACCUUGACCUUCGCGUUUGCCAUGGUCACACUCGACUGGAUUUUCUUUGUACUCUGGUUUAUCAUCAUAUUUUGCUCUGUGCGUGAAAUUUGCAAUCGGUCCUCUCGUAGAGGUUAUGAGCAUGCCUAAAGACGGUGUGCUUGGUGUGUGCAGCCUAUGAGCCAUACACAAUGAUUGCGUAUAGAUAUACUAGUGUUAAUCUUGUAUCUGAGUUAUUCGUUUCACUUUCAUUUUACAGUCGAAACACGUUGGCUCGAUAGUCCAGGGAUCGGUCAAAAUGCUUCGAGCCUCGCGAAUAUCGAGCCAAGCGGGAUCGCCUACAUAGAGUUAAACAAAAUCGAUCCUUGACAUACAGUUCGAGCAAACGAGAAUAUCGAGCCAAGCGAUAUCGAACCAAGCGAUAUCGAACCAACGGGUUUCGACUGUACUUAUACAAGCAUCAAACACCUUGCUAAAAUACUUUAGCCAAACUUUGUUUGUGUCGUUCCUGAAAAAAUACCAGACUUUGGAGGCCAUUUGAAGGAUGUCAGUUGUAUUUCCCUUUAUAUUGAGAGCGAGCUGGAACAUGAAUACAUCCCUACAUUAGUUUAUUAUUAUUUGUUUUAUUAUUAAGUUUCCUUAAGUUAAUGCAUACUUUGAUAAGAUUUACCUUUUACGUUUUUUUCUUUAUUCAGGAUUGUUGGGAUAAGAGUGAGGUUUGUGCACGUAAACUGGUUUAAACCCCCAGUAAAUUUACAUUUUACUGACCGUUCAAAGGCGGUACCUAACAAUCCUUGAUAAACAUACCUAGUUUUUUUAUAUACUAUAUAUGCACUUUGCUGUUUAUGGAGUUUUGUGUUGUUGUUCCAUGUUUCUUGUAUGUGAUUUUUUGUUUUUGUGGUCUAUGUCUUUUGGCUACUGAGCUUGUUUCUGUAGUUUUUCACAUAAGUAUUGUAUAAACCGUACUCCUUUUGCAAAUAUAUACGAUCAUGUAUGGCUGUUUUCAUGUAAUAUUAAUAUUCCAAAACUUAAAUACUAGUAGUUAACCUUUUUACUUUUUUUUGGUAUAAUCAUUGUUGAUAAACAAGAAUUCUCAAACUGGUUCUUACUCUGCAAUCAUCACUGAGGAGUAAUUACACGUGUUCUGUAAUAGUAUAUCAGAUCUUGAGGUCAGACGUUAUUUACACUUAGAGAAGCCGGUAUUAGGAUUCCCGACAUAAUAGUAAACCGAGUACAGUUUUAAAUUCCACGUGUAGUGAAAAAUAAAUAGUGUUUUGUACUUUUUAGAACAAAAACCA